Perognathus longimembris pacificus (Pacific pocket mouse) is the source of this 864-nucleotide messenger RNA. RefSeq names its product apolipoprotein A1 (gene Apoa1). The record is from RefSeq and is a predicted model, not a curated record. Gene Ontology annotation, molecular function: lipid binding; high-density lipoprotein particle receptor binding. Lineage: Eukaryota; Metazoa; Chordata; Mammalia; Rodentia; Heteromyidae. Gene Ontology annotation, biological process: lipoprotein metabolic process; lipid transport. Gene Ontology annotation, cellular component: extracellular region.
AUGAAAGCCGUGGUGUGGGCCGUGGCUGUGCUUUUCCUAGUGGGGGGCGAGGCUCGGCAUUUCUGGCAGCACGAUGACCCCCAGACUCCCUGGGACCGGGUGAAGGACUUUGCCUCGGUGUACGUCGAUGCCGUCAAGGACAGCAGCCGAGACUACGUGGAGCAGUUUGAAAACACUCCCUUGGGAAAACAGAUGAACCUGAAACUCACGGAGAACUGGGACACGUUGGGCUCCACCUUCGGCAAGCUGCGCGAGCAGCUGGGCCCGGUGACCCAGGAGUUCUGGCAGAACCUGGAGAAGGACACCGAGUGGCUGCGGGCGGAGAUGGGCAAGGACCUGGAGGACGUGAAGCAGAAGGUGCAGCCCUACCUCGACGAGUUCCAGAAGAAGUGGCACGAGGAGGUGGAGCGCUACCGCCAGAAGGUGGGGCCCCUGGCCCAGGAUCUGCGCGAGGAGGCCAGCAAGAAGCUGCAGGACCUGCAGGGCAAGCUGGCGCCGCUGGGCGAGGACCUGCGCGACUCCAUGCGGCAGCACGUGGACGCGCUGCGCACGCAGCUGGCGCCCUACAGCGAGCGCAUGCGCGAGCGCCUGGCCGCGCGCCUGGCCGCGCUCCGCGACAGCCCCAGCCUGGCCGAAUACCAGGCCAAGGCCCACGAGCACCUCAAGACCCUGCACGACAAGGCCCAGCCCGCCCUCAGCGACCUGGGCCAGGGGCUGCUGCCCGUGCUGGAGAACCUGAAGGCCACCCUCCUCACCGCCAUCGACGAGGCCUCCAAGAAGCUCAGCGCCCAGUGAGGCCCAGGCGCCCCCCGGCCCCCCCCCCCGCCCCCCGCCUUUGCUUUCUUACAAUAAAUGGCCCCGGAA